Mytilus trossulus (common blue mussel) is the source of this 549-nucleotide messenger RNA. RefSeq lists its product as uncharacterized. Bases 1 to 549 code for a protein of 182 amino acids. The transcript is spliced from 3 exons. The record is from RefSeq and is a predicted model, not a curated record. Lineage: Eukaryota; Metazoa; Mollusca; Bivalvia; Mytilida; Mytilidae.
AUGAUCAUUAUUGUAUUGAAGGCAAAAAUCAAAGUACUGACAGCAUGGAAAAUUGGUACUGGUCCUUGUGGUGCUGACUGUCAGUACAGUGAUAUUGAAAGACCUACCGCCACAGUUCGACAUGACUUGUUAAAUAAAAAUGGUCAUGAAUAUCUAGGAAUAUGGCAAGGUGAAAGGGGUGUAUAUAGCAAUCAUGGUGCUGUUAACAAAUCGUAUGUGAAUGUGACUGAUGAAGUUAACAGUCACAUCAUGGAAAAGGUUCAAUUACUGAACCGUGGUCUACAUUGGGAAAUGGAUCAGGCAGAUAUAAAUGUAACGAUUACACAAGGCACAGACUACAUGGAUAUGAAAUUUAGAGGAAAGUAUUGGGUAAAUUCAACUCUUAAGCAAACUACAAAUCCCGUUAAAGAAUUAAACAUGCAGACAAAGAUUAGAACUGCUUUAAGGAGUGACACACAAAUGAGUAAUCGUAGUCCUGUCUUGCAACUAAAACCAUAUCAAAGGUUUGUAAUAAAACAUGUAUAUAGCAUAGUCAAGUUUGAGUCCUAA